AUCGAUUCCCAGUGCGCAGCCGAUCACUCGUUCAGGUGUCUCAUGAGUUCUAUUUUCAAAGCGGUCCGAGAUAAUGAUGUAGAAACCAUCAAUAACUAUAUUCUUCUCGCCUUGGGUGAGCCGAUCCGAAAUCUGGGCUUCGCAAAAGAGGAUCAGCGACGAUUGCAACGAUACUUCAAGUCUGCAGGAUGCAAGCGAUUUGACAUUAAUAAGCGAUCCAUUCUCGGCCGAACCGCCCUGCACUGCGCUGCCAGCUGGAAUCGCAUAGAGAUCACCAAAGCACUUAUGGCAUGCCCUCUCGUUGACGUUAACAUACAAGAUCGCGAAAAUGGAUGGACAGCUUUGCACAGAGCCUUAUAUGAAGGAAAUCUCGAAAUUGCGAUGUUUCUGAUCAAGCAUGACGAUAUCGAUCUGAAUAUCAAGGACAGCGAAGGCUUAGGAGCAUUCGAGCUCUUGACGACUGAACCUAUGCAUGACACUUUGACUGAAAAUCUAGUCAACGACUCGGACGACGAUGAUGAUUCAGUCCACACUCCAGACAUCGAUGUUAUGGGUGCCAAAGAUAUUUAUUCGUGGGGCGUCAAUACCAAUUACGUGCUCGGUCAACGGGAUUCUGAAAAUCGAACGUUUCCCGAACGGGUGCCACUUGAACCAGAAAGGCAAUUUUUGAGUUCUUACGACACAUCACGACCUUAUUCAUACAAGUCCGUCUACAUGUCAAAAUUUCAUAUGGCAAUCAUUACAAACGAUCGGUUACACAAUUUCUUUGUUUGCGGCUAUGGUCGAGGUGGCCGUCUCGGUACGGGCAAGGAAAUCGAUACCCAACUCGUCCCUAUUCCAAUUUUGCCAAAGGAGCACAUUGUUACAGCCGCACUUGGUCGUGACCAUACCAUUGCUGUGUCUGGGUCCAAUGAUAUUUUCACUUUCGGUAGCAACCAAUUUGGCCAACUAGGCUACGAAAUUGGCGGCGAUCAUAUGCAGCUUGUGCCACGUAAAGUCCAAAUUCCUGGCUGGAAGCGCAUGUCUUUUACAGGGGCCGCUGCGUCGAGCGUGCAUUCGGUGGUGUACAGCGGUACCGAAGUUUACACCUUUGGUUUAAACCAAGGACAGCUAGGCUAUCAUGCCGAUGAUGAAAAGCUUCAAGUUACGCCACGUAAGGUGGCCUUUUCAUUUCCAUCCAUACGACAAGUAGAAGCAACAGAUUAUGCCACCGUCGUUUUAACGGAUCAUGAUGUCUAUGUCCUCAGCGAUUAUCAGAUGAAAAAAAUGAUAUUCCCGAUCGCCCGCUUUCCCCCGGAUAUUGUCGUUCACGGUACUCAAAGGCACACCAUCACCAAACUGUUGGUCGGAACGGGUGAUUAUAUGGGUGCGAUAUCCAACCAAGGCGAUGUAUACGUAUGGACAUGUAAACCAAAUACGUCACGUCAGGCAACGGUAACAGCCUCCUCCAAAAAAACCGACGUAUCUGUCGUCGUUGGCGAACCCGUGCGAGUAUGGACUUGCGGGAAAAAGCGAAUGGGCGCUCAUGAUGCGAGUAUAGGACAGCACGGCGACGUCAUUGUGUGCACCGAGUCAGGUCUUGUCUACGUUGGGACAAAAAUCAAGGACACUGCCGGUCCCCGCUACAAGUAUACCGGUGUCCCGUAUCUGCAACGAUGUAUCCAAGUGUGCGCCAAUGUCAGCGGGGCUUUUGUUGCUUUGCGUGCGGAUGACCGGUUGACCAACCUCUUCUCUCAACCAAUGACAUUAAUCCAAGAUAUGCGCCAUGCUUUGCCCUUCAAAAAAGUGAACAAGCAUUUACAAGAUAUCGUUGCAGACAUCGAACGAGAGAAACAGAGAGCGCUCGCAAAGGAAAAGCAAACACUCCUAGACCCCGAAAACGAUAAUGCCACCGACGUCGUGAAAGACAUUAUUGACCACGCUCAAGCGCUGCGGAAAGAAGCGAUUGAAAAUGCUUGGAAGGAAAUCGAACGGAGGAGCAUUGCCGAUAAGAGCACGAACGUCGUAUUUACAGUGAAGGAUCGGCGCUUUUAUGGUCACGCUGCCAUCAUCGCAUCGCGAUGUGCAAGGUUUGAAGAUUUGGUGGAACGUCAAGACGAAAUCGAGCAUAUCCAAAUUGAGAAAAAGGAUCACUGGAUCCACAUCAAUGUGUCGGGAAUCCGUUCCAGCUCUUUCUACUUCUUUUUGGAAUUUCUGUAUACGAACGAUCUGAUAUCCCCACAGAGUCAAGGUUUUACAACGCCUCCGCUAUGCCAAUUAGAAAACAAUUUUGAUACGAAGACACUGGAGAAAGAAAUGUCAUUUUUGGCCUCUCUGUUUGGUGUCACUCUGGAAUACAGACCGCUGUACCACGAACCCAAUCUUGAACCUGCGCUGUCAGAGGCUUUCAGGCUUUUGCUUCAGAAUCCAAAAUACCGUGAUGUGAAAAUCCAACUUCAAGACGGGUUUUUACUGGCCGACCAAGUGAUUCUUCGGCAGCGAUGUCCUUUCUUUACAGCUUUAUUAUCAUCGGAAGCACCCUGGAGCGAGGUUCGCCGACAGCAGUUACUGACCACGACAAGCAAUGGUCCUGCGUACCUGGAAGUCGACCUUAAGCAUUUGCGAAUGGAUAUUAUGAAGGUGGUUUUACGAUUCAUCUAUACGGAAGUUGCUGAAGACGAGAUAUACCUUUAUUUACAUGAUAUGCCCUCGGAGCGCAUGUUGGAUUAUUUGUUGGACAUGUUACGUGUGGCGGACGAGCUUCUUCUACCUCGGUUGGUGUCGAUAUGCGAGACCUUCCUUCUCCAUUUCUUAAACCUACGAACCGCCAUCACACUUGUAGAAGCUACCGAUCUUUACUCGGCAGAUAGAUUGAAAGCCGUCUGCCAGCGCUAUAUCCUUUCCAAUUUACCCUAUUUCCUGUUGUCUGGCACGAUGGAUCAUUUGCGAACAACAACGAUCCAUACCUUGGAAGAACAAUUCCGAUCUUUGCAAGCGCAAGUGCACGCAACGAUCCAAAUCAACGAAUCAAUGGGUGACAGCAUAGCGGAACGGGAGGACGAUGAAUUCUCAUCUUCUCUAUUUGCGUUGUUACGAGGAGAUGCGCCUCUUCCGAAUCGGCAAUUUGAAACACUGGUAACCAUUCGUCCUGAACAUGACAAGGAACCUGGAUCUCCGACAGCCCAGUCUGCUCCAAGCAGGCGACCCUCAGUUCCCUCAGAAGCGAACGUUCGAAAGCAGCCAGCGAAAAAGAAAAAAGUACGCCUACUUACUGAAUUUUUGGAAGGAGAAAAAGCGAACAAAACUGUACCAGACGAAAAACUCGUACCUGGAUGGGCUAUUCCAUCAGAUGCAAAAACAACUGGUACGACGACUUCACUGCGUGAUAUUCUUGGAGAAAAAGGCAAAUCCACGGAUCCGACGGCAAGCAAUGUGAAGGUUUCGUCAGCGGUGCCUGCAUUGAAAAAGCUGUCACAAAAAGAGAGACGAAAACUCCAUCAAAGAGAGUUGGCAACGAAUAUGUCGACAAUGACAGAAUCGUCUAAGUCCGUCUGGGGUAAAGUGACGGUGGAAAAUCCUAUUUCAUUGGCAGACUCGUCUUCCAAACAGCCUGCACCAAUUCUCUCACCUUGCCUGCCUGAAGCCAUUCAAGUAGAUGAAGUGAAAGGAAAGGGCAAAAAAAUCUACGUAUCAAAAGAUGUGUUGGACGAAACCAUGUCAGUGCGGCCUCACAAUAUCGCUCUUGAUAUCCCGGCUCCGGCACAGAAUAUCGUCGAUAGACUAGGUUCUUCAUUUACUAUGGUGCCUAUUCGACGAGCGGGAUCAUCCAAGGGUCCAUUAUCCAACCAGAACCUGGAGCCGGCGUCACUACGAAGUAUUAUACAGCAGCAAAAAAUAGAAGAUGAUUGGAUCAAAGGGCGACGGCCGAGGAAAAGUCUCGUUCAAAUUCAGACCGAAGAGCGAGCCAAACAAGGGUUGUAUGAAUUCUAUGUGCAGACGAUCGAACUAAAAUCAGGCGAAUGGUUUGAGAUAUCCCAUAGUGAUCAAUAAAUGGAGGGAAGGUGUGAAAAUAAGCGUGGGUUCUAAGUAUACAGCUGUUCCCACGGACUUUUUUUUUUGAUUUUCAGACAAGCAGUGUCAGGUAGUACGAUUGUAUCUGUUAAAAGCGAAUCAACUUUUGGGAGAGAACAAUGAAACGAAAUUAGC
This is a messenger RNA of Radiomyces spectabilis, 4185 nucleotides long. RefSeq lists its product as uncharacterized. Gene Ontology annotation, molecular function: protein binding. Lineage: Eukaryota; Fungi; Mucoromycota; Mucoromycetes; Mucorales; Radiomycetaceae. The record is from RefSeq and is a predicted model, not a curated record. The transcript has 10 exons. The coding region runs from base 43 to 4029 and encodes 1328 amino acids.